AGGAAGGCGUUGCGGUGACUGGAGCUGGAGAACGGGCGAAGGGGAUGCAAGAUGGCGGACCUCGAAGAUGUUACGCUGGACGGGAGGCCGCUUCAUUCGCUUCGUGUGGCGGAUCUUAAAGCUGCACUGGAGGAAAGAGGCCUAUCCAAGAGUGGGCAGAAGAAUGCCCUAAUCAAACGAUUAAAAGGGGCUCUGAUGCUGGAGAACCUUCAGAAGACCUCAACACAUCACAUAGGACUCCAACCAAAUUCACAGAUAGGAGAGGAGAUGAGUCAGAACAGCUUCAUCAAACAGUACCUGGCCAAGCAACAGGAGCUCCUGAGACAACGCUUGGAGAGAGAGGCCAGAGAGGCUGCAGAGACAGACGGCACAGACCAAGAUGACCAGAGGGAGGCCAGUGAUGGUCCUGCAUGUCCUGCCCCAAACCAGGAUGUCGCCCCUGAUUUAGUUGACCAGCACAAAAGUCUGCCCCCUUCAGUGGGCGAGGGCUACGGGGUCUCGGCAGGUGAGGCAAAUGCGGACGGUACCCGCGAGAGGGAGGCGCCAGCAGGGCCCCCGUCUUCUUCUGCCCCCGCGCCUCUGCCCACCUCUGUGGCCGCCCUGUCAGUGCGUGUGGUGGCAGGCGACAAGGGCCCGUCCUCCAGCCGUGCCCCCGCAGACAGCGACGAGGAGAGUGAAGGAGGAGACGAGGACGAGGAUGACGAUGAUGACGACUGGGAUGCAAACGCGAGGCGUAGAAAUCGAGGAGAGCAGCCGCUGCCGCAGCAGCAGCAGCUGCCGCCCAGGGCCCAGCUGGCCAGAGAGCGGUCUGGGGGCUCCCGGCAGCAGCCUCAGCCCCACAUCCCUCCGCUGCUGUCCCAGCAGCUGCGCCAGCCCACGCCACCGCCCUCACCUCCCCCAGAGCUCUCCUUCCCUCUGCCAGACACUCCUAAGCAGAGCCCCCCUAGCCCCGAGGAAGAACCCCCGCCCAGGCAGCGCACCAGCAGCACGUCCAGCUCGGGCAGCUCCAGCAGCGGCAGCCGCAGUAGCAGCCCUGAGCCACAGAGUGGCGCUGCAGACCGCCGACCCGGCCCCCUGUCAAUGCUGGCACGCAAGAUGGAGUCCGAGGGGGCCUUCUCAGGAGUGGUCAGACGCGGACGAGACGAAGCCCAGGGACGGGAAGAUGCCACCGCAGGUGCCGCUGUGUUUCCCGGGAGAGGUCACCAGGAUGGCGCAGUGUCUGCCAUCACGCACACUGCCAACGCCUCGGCAGCUCUGGGCUACCCAGGAUCCAUCUCUGUCAUUGGAGGCCCUCAUGUUCACAGCCAGGGCCCAGUAAGUGUCGUUCGCACCACCAUGGAAGAAAGGGACUCGCUGAAGCAGGACCAUGAGCCUCAGCUACCUUGGCAGAGGGAAAACGAAGACAGAGGGAGGCAGUGGGAGAGGGAGCAAGAAAGGCUCAAAGCACUCGAACAGGAGAGAGAGGAGAGGAAAGCUCUGGAGCUUGAAAGGGAGAGAGCCCUGGUCCAAGAAAGAGAGGCGAGGGAGAGAGAACAAGCUUUGGAGCGAGAGCGACUGGAAAAGGAGCGAUUGGAGAGGGAGCAGGCUUUGGAAAGAGAGAAAUUAGAGAGGGAGAGACAACAGGGUUUGGAGCGGGAAAGAUUGGAGAGGGAGAGACAACAAAUCCUUGAGAGGGAACGUCUGGAGAGAGAAAGGCUAGAGCGAAUACAGGCUUUGGAAAGAGAGAGGCUGGAACGAGAAAUGAAGGAAAUAGAACAGAAGGAGAGAGAGCGGCAGGAGAGAGAGCAAGCUCUGGAGCGUGAGAGGCUUGAAAGAGAAAAGGCUUUAGAGAGAGAGAGGUUGGAGAAAGAAAGACUGGAGAGGGAGAGGCUCGAGAAAGAACGUCAGGAGAGGCUGGAACGAGAACGACAGGAGCGGGAGAGACUUGAGAGAGAGCGUCAGGAGAAAGAGAGAUUAGAGAGAGAGAGACUUGAGAAAGAACGAAAGGAGAAAGAGAGAAUCGAGAGAGAGCGCCUGGAGAGGGAGCGAUUGGAGAGGGAGCGCCUGGAGAGGGAGCGACUUGAGAAAGAACGAAAGGAGAAAGAAAGAAUCGAGAGAGAACAAGCCCUGGAGAGAGAGAGACUGGAAAAAGAACGGUUUGAGAAGGAACAGGCUUUGGAGAGGGAGAGACUGGAGCAGGAAAGGCGUGAAAAAGAGCAAGCUCUAGAACGAGAGAGACUGGAGAAGCUAAAAGCCAUCGAGAAAGAAGAAAAAGCGAGGUUAGAGAGAGAACAAGCGCUGGAGAGGGAAAGAAGGGAGAAAGAGGAAGCUCUGGAGAGGGAGAGAGCACUUGAGGAGAAGAGGCGUCUCAUGGAGCAAGAAAAGAAGGAAACAGAGGAGAAGGAGAGGGCUCUUGAAAGAGAGCGUGCAUUAGAGCACGAGAGAGAGGAAAGGAAGGCUGCCUUGGAGCAGGAGAGGCUGAAAGCAGCUGAGCAGGAGAGGGAGAAGGCAGCCUUGGAGCAGGAGAGGCUGAAAGCAGCUGAGCAGGAGAGGGAGAAGGCAGCCUUGGAGCAGGAGAGGCUGAAAGCAGCUGAGCAGGAGAGGGAGAAGGCAGCCUUGGAGCAGGAGAGGGAGAAGGCAGCCUUGGAGCAGGAGAGGCUGAAAGCAGCUGAGCAGGAGAGGGAGAAGGCUGCCUUGGAGCGAGAGAGGCUGAAAGCAGCUGAGCAGGAGAGGGAGAAGGCAGCCUUGGAGCGAGAGAGGCUGAAGGCAGCUGAGCAGGAGAGGGAGAAGGCAGCCUUGGAGCGAGAGAGGCUGAAAGCAGCUGAGCAGGAGAGGGAGAAGGCAGCCUUGGAGCGAGAGAGGGAGGAAAAGGAAAAGAUACUAGAGAAGGAGAGGGAGAGCCGUCUGCCUCCUUGGAAACGCGGCCGUGAGAUUGGGGGCUUUUCCCACUCUCCUGCCCUCCAGCUUGGUGCCCCUGGUAAGACCGUGGCAACAGAGGGAAGGGGUGCAGAGAGUGGCGAGCCAUUGGGAGCCUCCCAACACACGGGAGUCUUCCCGCCGAAAUCCCCCCCAGUCACUACGCCCCCGUCUCCCCAGUCUUCCUCCAAGAAAUUCCGUUUCCUGAGAGAUGCCCCUGUGCUCUCUCCUCCUCCUUCUUCCUCUGCCACUUCUGUGGUCAAGGCACCCCGCACCUUCUCAGAUAGCCCCUUCCCACAAGCCCCUUCCCCUCUCCACUCCCCCACCAAAGCAGGCCAAGGGGAAGGAGCCCCGCAGGGUCCUCAGGUCCCCUCCGGGAUGGGCUCCCCUCAGAAACUCGUCAGGCAGGGCGUCGUAGUCUCAGGGUCCCAUGGACCCGACUGGUACGAGGGAGAAUGCUCGGGGACGGCCCCACACAUCCAGUUCACGGAGGGAAAAGAGGAGAAACCCAAAAUAAGAGAUGCUCUUCAGGAAGAGGAGGGCAAGAAAUCAGAUCAGGGGACGCAGUCAUCCACCAAAGCAGCAGAUGCACCCAGAGCAGCAGAGGAGAAGAUGACCCCUGCAACAGGGCUACCCCCUUCUCCCCCACCAGAGGAGGCUGACGUGUCAAGAGAAAGAGAGAAGGAGAAGAAGAAGGAAGAGAAGAGGAGGAGGAGGGACUCUUCUUCAUCCAGCGACUCGGGUUCAUCUGAUUCUGACUCUGGAUCCUCCUCCUCAUCACGCUCUUCGGGAUCAUCCUCUUCCUCGCAGGAAAAAAGCCGCUCCUCUUCCGCUUGUAAGAGGUCUGGAGCCCCCCAGAAGGAGUCCCCAGAGAAAGCAAAGGCUCAGAAACCCGAGAGCCUGAAUGAGCCCCCAGUCACGCCAGCACGCAAGCGACGUGGUCACAUUCAAGAGGAGGAAGAGGAAAAGAAGGCUGUGAACGAUGAGGAUAUAAACAAAAACAAGAAGCUCUGUCCAGAGGUGGAAUCUGAGGAGAAGAAACCAGAGAAGAGAGAAGAACAUGUAGGAGAGGAAACAAAGGAAAAAGAUUCAAUCAGCGAAGUGAAGGAGCCAGUCAUGGAUGAGCCUGAGAAGGCUUCGGAUGCCAGCGAGGAGAGCGCCACACCAAAGGCUUUCUCCACUCGCAGAAUAUCCCUCACUAAUAAGCCGUCCCCGGCUGUGGUGAGUGCGGAGGCCGAGGUGGAGAGCGCCACAGGGGCCAGUCGCAAGAGGAGAUGGGGCGCAAGUACAGCCGUCACUGCCAAGAAGCCGUCAAUCAGUAUCACCACAGACUCACUGAAGUCUCUGAUCCCAGACAUCCGUCCAAGCCUGGGCCAGGAGGCCGUGCUGGACCUGCACCCAGAGGAGACGCCUCUGUCUGGGGAGGAGGAGGCAGGCGACAGGGGCGACCAGGACCUGAAGAUCCGACGCACAGUCACACAGGUGGUUCCUUCUGAGGCGCAGGAGAACGGACAGAAGGAAUCGAAGAGGAGUGAGCAGGAGGAAGAGGAGGAGGACGAGGAUGAAGGUGCAGAGGGCAAAGAGCGCGUGAGCCCUGACGAGAAGAUGGACACCUCAUUCCAGGUUGCCAUGGGAACGCACGAGUCUCCCUCCUCUGGCCACGAUGCAGACAUGAAGACAGUGAUGCCCAGUGACACACUCGUCCGUCGAUCCAUAAGCCAGCAGAAGUUUGGCGUGAGCAUCACCAUUGAUGACCCAGUCCGCGCUGCCAAGCAGCCCUCUCCACCGCGGGGCAAGGUCUCCAACAUCAUCCACGUCUGCAAUUUGGUGCGGCCCUUCACCCUGGGCCAGCUAAAGGAGCUCCUCAACCGCACCGGCACCGUGCUGGAGGAUGACUUCUGGAUCGACAAGAUCAAAUCUCACUGCUUCGUCACGUAUGCCAGUGCAGAGGAGGCCGUAGCCACACGCACAGCGCUCCAUGGAGUCAAGUGGCCUCAGAGCAACCCCAAAUUCCUCUCGGUGGACUUCAGUCAGCAGGAGGAGCUUGACUUCCACCGUGGUCUCCCUCUGGCCGAGAGGGCCGGUGACGAGGAGCGAGGCGUGGUGACAGCGGGCGGCGGUGCCGUGGUGGGUGCCGGGCCAGUGGUGGCGCCUGGAGCCCGAGCGCGGGGCCCGCUGCCCCCUCCCCUCCUGCCGGAGCGCGACCAGUGGGCGGAGCGCGAACGGGAAAUGGAGCGACGGGAACGGACACGCCUAACGCGAAAGUGGGACCCAAGGUGCGCUGACUUCCAGCCGCGGGCGACGAAGGGAGGUCGGCCACGCCGCCACGCCCCGCGACAGGGGAGGAGGGCUAAGGAGCGGGGCAAGAGCAAGGAGAGGAAGACCGACAAAAAAGAAAAAGUGCCAGAAGAGCCCCCAGCCAAACUGCUGGAUGACCUGUUCUGCAAAACCAAAGCGGCCCCUUGUAUAUACUGGCUCCCCCUCACGGAGGAGCAGGCCGCUCAGAGAGAUGCGGCCCGUGCCGAACGCGCCAAGGAGCGUGAGAAGAGGAGGAAGGAGAUGGAGGAGGAGGAAGAGGAGAAGAAGCGUGAGGAGGAGCGCCGGGACAGGACAAAGCUGGGAGGAGGCACAGGAGGAGGAGGAGGUGGUGAAGGUGGCGUAGGCGAGAGAGACCGAGACAGGGACAGAGAGAGGGAGAGGGAGAGGGACCGUGGCAGGGACAGAGACAGAGAAAGGGACCGGGAGGCGGAUAAGCGGAGGGACGGCUACCGCCGGCCGCCUGGGGCCAGCGGAGGUGGUGGAGUAGGAGGAGGAGGCGGCAGGAGAUCCCGCAGCCGCAGCGGACCUCCACCCAGAGACAGGCGGCGCUAAAGGGAAACCAACCUGUAGCUCCCCUACCGGUCGACGUGCUGACACACCCUGCACCUCCCUCUGAGGACCAACUGAUUCCACCCUAUGAGUAAUCACAAACACGCAUUAUAUACAUACACACACACACACACACACACAUACAUAUACACACACA
Molecule: messenger RNA, 5920 nt
Organism: Alosa alosa (allis shad)
Lineage: Eukaryota; Metazoa; Chordata; Actinopteri; Clupeiformes; Clupeidae
Gene: acin1a
Product: apoptotic chromatin condensation inducer 1a
Molecular function (GO): RNA binding
Source: RefSeq, a predicted model, not a curated record